Molecule: messenger RNA, 1492 nt
Organism: Stomoxys calcitrans (stable fly)
Lineage: Eukaryota; Metazoa; Arthropoda; Insecta; Diptera; Muscidae
Product: protein phosphatase 1 regulatory subunit 21
Exons: 6
Coding region: 126-1337 (403 amino acids)
Cellular component (GO): membrane; early endosome
Source: RefSeq, a predicted model, not a curated record
CCCUUAACAUUAAAAAUAUAAGUGGGCCAUCCAUUUUCGCAUUUAUUGCUUUGCAUUAAAAAAAAUAGUAUUGUUUUAAAAUCUGAAAAUGUCUCAAGGCAUUACGUUACUUAUUGGCAUAUAAAAUGGAAGGUAUUGUUGCCGAAGACAAAUAUCAAAAACUUGCUAGCGAGUAUGCGAAGCUUCGAGCACAAGCUUCGGUGCUUAGGAAGGGUCUAUUAGAGGAACAAAUAAAAAGCUCGAACCUUAGAGACCAAUUGAAACAAAAGGAAACUGAAGCCAGGCGAAGUGAACAAGAAAUCGAUUCCUUGGGAUUUCGCAAUAAACAGUUGGAAUUGCGAGUUGCAGCAUUGCAAGAAGAACUUGCAACAAGUGAAGCCCGCAAGAAAGAUAAAAAGCGGCACCUCACAGAAAAAAAUGAGACACAACAAAUAAACGUUCCAGGUGUUGCUAACGCGGAUAUGAGCCAAGAUGCAUUGAUUUUUGAAGAACUGCAGAAAAAGAUUAUUGAAAACGCUGAGUUGACCUCAAUGAUCGACGAUAAGGAAAGAAGUCUCCAAUUGCAUGCUGAACAUAUUAAGAACAUUGAAGAGACUAUGGAGAAGCGCAAUGUGGAGCACGCUGAGAAUGAGAAACGAUUAAGGAAAGACAUGGAAAUGCUACAAUGCCGAAAUCAAGAAUUGGAAACCAAACUUGUUGAAGCUGCCAGCAUGCUGGGUAGUGAAGAUGCUCUAAGCGCUUCGGGAAGCGAAAACACACCUUUGCAUAAUCAUCAAAAUUCUCAUCAGGUGAAUGUUGAAAGUCGUAUUCAAAGUUUAGAACAAGAAGUAGCUCAUUGGCGGUCUCAAUAUGAGUUGAGUAAACUUUAUGCCGAUUCGAUCCAUACAAAUGACACAAAGUCAAAUGCUAGUAAGGAAAGCAAAAUAAAUUCCUCUUGUAGCAGUACGAUAACAGCGGCCGGUCUGACUGUUAUCCCAUCAUUCUCAGAUGGAAAAAGCAAACGAGAUUCUGGGAAGGAAAAUCAAACAAUACCAUGUAGCAAAGAGUUAUUAAUAUUUAAUAACUUAAGUAAGAAAUUGGAACAACUAUUGAAAGAUAGGGCAAUGGCUGAAUCCAAGGUGAGUAGCAUGGAAACCGAAGUGGAUCAUUUACAAGGCUGCCUUGAGAAUGCUACCCAAGAACUGAAAAACAAAGAUGAACAGAUUGAAAGUAUUAAUCAAGCACUGCAUUUACUGGAAGAAGAUUUGACUACCACCAGAGUUAAUUAUGACGAGCAAAUAAGUGUUCUUACGGAGCAGGUGAUAAGUUUGAGCGAACAAUUGGCUGCAAGUAAAUAACUGUGUGCAUACAUUUCUGGCGAUUAUUCCGGGAAAAAUGUACAUGUGUUUAUGUAAUAUGCUUCUUUUAUUUUGCCUAGUCUUUGACUGCGGCUAUUGUGUAAUUAUAAACUAUUAAAUCCUUUGUAUAUACUAAAUAAUGUAAAACUACAGAA